This is a messenger RNA of Anoplophora glabripennis (Asian longhorned beetle), 4825 nucleotides long. It is a transcript of the gene trh, whose product is annotated as protein trachealess. The record is from RefSeq and is a predicted model, not a curated record. NCBI's taxonomy places the organism in Eukaryota, Metazoa, Arthropoda, Insecta, Coleoptera, Cerambycidae. Gene Ontology annotation, molecular function: DNA-binding transcription factor activity, RNA polymerase II-specific; RNA polymerase II transcription regulatory region sequence-specific DNA binding; protein dimerization activity. Gene Ontology annotation, biological process: regulation of transcription by RNA polymerase II. Bases 122 to 2647 code for a protein of 841 amino acids. The transcript has 9 exons.
UCUACGGCAAAAGCAAUAGCGCCGGGAUCGCCUCGUAAGCUCGGCGUGCCCGCGUAACUGAAAUCGCGCGUCGCCAGUGCGUGUGUUUUGUGUUUUGUCGUGCAUCGAUUCGACCCCCGACAUGCUGCCUUACCAGGCGGUGGCCAUGGACUAUGCCGUCUCGUCCAGCUUCCAGAGGCACCAGCCGCCCAUAGGACUAGGAGUCAACAUCAACCCUGCCUUCACGCACUCCUGCAUCCUGGAGCUCCGGAAAGAAAAAAGCAGGGACGCCGCCAGGUCGAGGAGGGGCAAAGAAAAUUUCGAAUUCUACGAGCUGGCGAAGAUGCUCCCCCUACCCGCGGCGAUCACUUCGCAAUUAGACAAAGCCAGCAUUAUUAGGUUGACGAUCUCAUACCUCAAAUUAAGGGACUUCUCCGGCCACGGGGAGCCCCCAUGGAACAGGGACGGGCCGCCCCCGAAUAAAACGUUAAAAGCUGGAAGGAAUCGGACGUCAGCGGGUUUAGCGAUGGACAUAUUUGAGCAACAUCAAGGGACGCACAUAUUACAGUCCCUGGAUGGCUUCGCCUUGGCGUUGGCGUCAGACGGUCGUUUUUUGUACAUUUCGGAAACAGUAUCGAUAUACCUAGGUCUUUCACAGGUAGAAAUGACUGGGAGUAGUGUAUUCGACUACAUUCAUCAUCAGGAUCAUUCCGAAAUAGCCGAACAAUUAGGUUUAGGACUGACGCAAGGCCAGAGUCUGGCGUCUCCUGGCAGUGGAUCCGAAGAGAGCACCUCCACAGCAGGAACGAAUAAUCCAGAUGUGGCCACGCAAAUGGCAUUGGGAGCCAACCCACCUUACAAAGGACUGGAUAGGGCGUUUUGCAUCCGAAUGAAGUCAACGUUAACGAAAAGAGGAUGCCAUUUCAAAUCGUCCGGAUAUAGGGUACGUAGACAAGUUCCUGGUUCUCCGCGUUCUAACUCGUUCUGGUUUCAGGUCGUUCUGAUGUUGAGCAGACUUCGGCCGCAGUACACGUUUUCCCAUUCCCGAAAAACACAACCGCCACUUUUGGGAAUGGUAGCACUAGCUAUUGCGCUUCCACCACCAAGUGUACACGAAAUAAGACUAGAAUCAGAUAUGUUCGUUACUAGAAUAAAUUUUGAUUUCAAAAUAGCUCACUGUGAACCCAAAGUCAUUGACCUUUUGGAUUACACGCCGGAAGAACUGACUGGUAGAAAUUUAUAUUCUUUGUGCCAUGGGGAAGAUGCUAACAAACUAAGGAAAUGUCACAUUGACUUAAUAACUAAGGGCCAAGUUCUAACGCACUACUAUAGGUGGAUGAAUAAAAAUGGUGGAUACACUUGGCUUCAAACUUGUGCCACGGUAGUCUGUAAUUCAAAAAAUGCGGAAGAACAAAACAUUAUAUGCGUGAAUUAUGUAAUCAGUGGUCGGGAGUACGAAAACGUGGUAAUGGAUUGCUGCCAAAUGGAGGACAACGCCAACCUGGUUAAGAGAGAGGAGGCAAGCAGCAACGACCCCGAGAAUGGAUCGCCAGACGCCGAUCGUGGAGAUGACCGGAACAGCGGAGGCCCGCCCAAUCCACCCCAGGACCCGAGCCAGGACUUGGAAGAUGCCACCUGCGCUGGUACUGGAACUGCUACCGACGCUGGUACCACGAAUAAGGAGUCGGGGGAUUUGCGGACUCGCCGCUUGGACCACGCACCAGUUUCGCAGCUGCAGCCAACCUCGUCGUCUACUGCGGCCGAUCAAAGGAAAACCAUUCCGAUGCGGAGAUCUACGAAACGCAAAAAUACGUCGUCGGAUGAAAACGAAGACGACGAAAUCACUGUUUCUUCACACCGAAACAAUGUGAUGAGUCCAGCGUCCUCCUGUCAUUCCACGAAUGGAGUUCACCCCAUAACUACGACUUCGGAUUCAUCGGGAACGAGCCCGAAGAAACUAGAUGAUACUGCAGGUAGCGGCACUUCUGUUAAGGAUCUGGAGAAUGCUAUGUCGAAGCAUCUGCCCGCGUGCAAAUCUCCAACCCACCAACCUACCGACUUCAGCACCGAUGCGCUUCUCAAGCAACAGCAAAGAACUACUAUUCAAUGGAUCGGAGCUCAUCACCAACAACUUCAGCAGCAGAGUCCCCUGCCGGCGUCGGCAUUACUCCGACAACUGUACGCCAACAGAGAAAGCGUUAUUCGAGCGAACGUACAUGGUAUCACGAGUGCUAGUGGUCGAUCUGGAAGUUCUUCCGGAUACUAUCCGAGUGAUAACCAAGUGGGUGUGGGUCCGUUACCCACUCCUCCCGGAAGUGAAGGUUCAUCCUCCUAUAGUGAACACCAGUUUUUGUUAUCCCAACACCAAAAUUAUCCAACCGGCUAUUCCAUGGACUAUCACUCCGCUAUGACGCCUCCGUCCAGUGUGUCUCCCCGCGACAAGCAUCAGCAGUUGCACGGGGGGGUUAGUUUCGAUACACCAGUGCCCUACCAAGAUGUUUUACGCCAUCAGUAUCCGGACAGUCCUUUACCGCUCAAACCCCAAGUGUAUUCGUACGUAGAUCAACCACAAUUUUAUCACCACGGAGCCGCGGGAGCAGGCUUCCAUCUGUAUCAUCCUAGUAAGAGUGCACCGGGUGCUCCCUCCAACUGGUACUCUCCCUCAUAGUAAAUUAUUUGUAUAAACUUAACAGUGAAACUGACAUGUACCUUAUGCUGUUUAUGUGAACAAUUUAUAUUAAUUGUUAAAACAGAUGUGGCACUAUUAUUUGUACUGCUAGUGUUAUGUUAGUAAUUUCAUUGUAAACAUUGUUUAAACAUGCCAAAUUUGUAAAAUGUAAUGGGCAGGUUUUUUCGAUAGCAUUCAUUUUAACUAUUUUUAAACCAAAGAAAAUAAUACAAAAUAACAUGAUAUAGGUUGUAUUUGGAUUUAUUUCAUAGCAAGUUAAUGCAAAUAUUGUAGUAUAUAUUAAAUAUAUUAGUAUUAAGUUUUUAAAAAAUUUAAAUGUACAUAUUAUUAUCACACAUGUUAUUUCGUAUUAUUCAACUUCUGCAGUGUCAUUGUCUGAAUCGUUUUGUGAUUAUUUAUCUACAGGUCCUUCGAUUUUUACCAACAAUCAAACGUUAGGGAAGAUAGGUUAUAAAAAAAUUAUGAGAAAUAUGUACACAAUAUUCGAAAAUUGUUUACUUUUCACAUAGUGUUAAAUUUUCUUUAAAAAAUUCAUUUUCUACGCACACAGUCUAUUGCUGAAUUUGCAGAAUGUUCUUGAUAGUGAAGACACACUUUUUAAAUAUAUUUUCAAUUAUUCACUUUUAUCACUGUUGUAAAACAUGGCAGGCAGGUAGGUGCCUUUAUUAAAAAAAAAAAAAUGAUACACGACAGAAGAAACCAAAUGUUUUCAUUCCGUUAUUUUUUCGUAAAUCUGAUCAUUUCCCAGGAAAAAGGUGUAUUCCUUAAAAGACUUCGUAAUAAAUAAUUAGAUACCUACUACAUUUGUAGCUGUAAUAAUAUACCAAUUAAAAGUUAUUCAAAUAAAUUUCCUCACACGUUAAACAAUAUUUUCUAUUAUACUGGGUGCAUCAUUUAGUCUAGACCAUUAUUUUUUCAAACGAAACACCCUGUAUAUUGGAUUGUUGAAUAAAUACAUGUUAUUCAGACAUGGUCAGAUUUACAAUAAAAAGCAAAACACCAUUUUUUUUAUUGUACAAGGGACAGAGGUUUUAAAUAUAUAAUGUUCAUAUUUUGUUAGUGGCAUAAUUUUUUUUAAAUAAAAGCUGCCCCUUCCUACGACAGCAAUAAAACUAAAAUCGAAAAAAUGUGUCUCUACCUAAUAUAAAAUAUUUGAGGAAAAGCGUUUUUAAGAAAGCUUAGCACCCCGUAUCUGAAAAGGAAAACAUUUUUCAAAUUUAAUAUGUAUGUAUUGAUUACCAUGUUUUUAUAACUUUUCUGUCCUAAAGUUUGAUCAAUAAAAUCGAACGACCCUGUGUAUUACAUAUAUCGGAAUCAAUUAAAAUCUUGAGUAAAUAAUAAUACGCUAGAGAAAUUUAUUUUGUCUUACUAAGGAGUAUCUCAAAUUCUUCUUCAAGUCCAUAUACUGAAAGUUAUUGCAAAAAAGUACUCAUGAAUAUUCCGAUGUAUUAAAUAGAUAUCACUUACGAUUUAAUAAUGCUGAUCUGAUUCGGCAUACCGACUAGUAGGUAUAUACCCUGUACAUACGUAUUUAAUAAAUAGCUGUAUGUAUAUUAUUUUUUGUUGGGCAUUGGUGACAGUAAUUGGGCUAUCUCAACUGGCAAACACAGUCUUUCCUUAAGCAUUACUUAAAAAUUUGCCAUUUUGGUCCACACGAAAGAUAUAUUCAUAUAUAUAAUUUUGAAGGCAUUUCUAGAUAAUUUAUAGUGUUUCCCAAGCGAUGCUCGACUAUCACGAUCAAAAAGGUGCUGACAAUGUAGGAAUGUGAUAUUCUCUUUAAUUUGUUACUUUUACUUCCAAAUGUUAGGGUUACUUGUGUUUCGUUGUCACAUGCUAUUCAGUACAAAUUGCGAAGAAUGAUCGCUUUAUGAAUAUGUAACUACAUAUUUAUGUGCAAUAUUACUUAAUCAUUUUUAUUAUUAAACCAGUUUAUUAUUUUUUUUUUUUGUUAAAUUACAACUUAAAAUAGACUUAAUUCUGUAUUACCAUUUUGAAUGGAUUAAGGCUUAUCCAUUUAUAAGACACAAAAAUUUAAUUCACGUCAAAUGCUAAAUUUUAAAUUUCUACCUCAAUCCUCUCAAAAUGCUGUUAAGCUUCUAUAAUUACAACUAAUGAUUAUUUAUUUUUCCCUAUUUCAGCUUUAUACAAAAGAAAUGG